This is a messenger RNA of Thermothelomyces thermophilus ATCC 42464, 1102 nucleotides long. RefSeq lists its product as uncharacterized. Bases 321 to 995 code for a protein of 224 amino acids. Gene Ontology annotation, molecular function: ubiquitin protein ligase activity. The transcript is spliced from 3 exons. Gene Ontology annotation, cellular component: cytoplasm. Gene Ontology annotation, biological process: protein ubiquitination. Lineage: Eukaryota; Fungi; Ascomycota; Sordariomycetes; Sordariales; Chaetomiaceae. The record is from RefSeq and is a predicted model, not a curated record.
UACGGAUAGUACGAUUUAGCCCGUUAGUUACCCUAGGUACUCUUGUUGUAUGUAUGUAUGUAUGUACGGAUUACUGAAGUUCGAGCCCAGGCAACUAAGGUAAUCGAUAAGCUCGGCCUGCAGCUAGCUCCCCGCGAUGGCAAGCUCCGCGUCACCUGAAGUAUGCCUACCGCGUCUCUAGGAAUCUACAUACCAUUGCCGCCACUUCUCUGAAUCUAAAACGCCGGUCUUGCUUCCACCUAAUCAACCAUUUAAGCUGCUUCUUGCCCGUCUUCUUUCUGCUUGCCAGCUCCACAACUAAUCGCAAUAAUCCGCCCAUCAUGGCGACACAGUACGAAGUCGAACACAACAUCAAACCCGCCGCCACCGCCCCCCGGCGGCGGCGACAAAUCGACAUGUCCACCUUCAACGCCCACCUGCACAACCUCCUUCCCGACUCCAGCAGUUCCGCCUCGCAGACGGCGCAAGCCGGCGACCGGCAGGAACAACAGCACCCCCGCCACCACAACCCGCACGCCGUCCCCAACCCCUCCGACACCUCGGCCCUCUUCCGGCUCAUCCAGGACCAGAUGGGCACGCUGGCCACGACGGCGCCGACCGAGAGCAACCGCGCCUUCCUGCAGUCGCUCGUGGAGGCGCUCGAGCUCGACGUCGCGCACCCGCCGCGGCAGAUCGAAGGGGUGUCGCAGGAGUUCCUGGACGGGCUGGACCGCGUGCCGCGCCGGGCGCUGCGCGACGACGACGUCUGCCCCAUCUGCGCGGAGCGCUACCUCGACGACCCUUACUGCCUCGUCGUCGAGCUGCCCUGCCACGCCAGCCACCGGUUCGACCUCGAGUGCGUCGGGCCCUGGUUGCGGGGCAAGGGGACCUGUCCCAUGUGCCGGAAGGAGCUGGGCAAGAGGAAAGAGGUGGUCGUUGCUCCGAAACGGGACGGGGAAGGAGGGGAGGAGGACGAGGACGACGAGGACGACGAUAUGAACGGGUUGUAUGCUUGAGUUAAGGCUAUCGGGGUUUGGGGUGGUGGGAGGUUGUCUUUGUUCUCCUCAAGUCCGGUAUGUCAACCAUGGGGUUUCCCCCCCCCCGGGAUCAUUAUUCCGUAAUG